AUGACCAAGGCCCCUUUCUCUGUAGAGUGGCUUUCCCAGAGCAGCCAGGACACCUAUGAACCACAGCAAAGGCCCAGUAGCUACGGAGAAGGCACUCAGGGCAGGACUUUUGCAUCACAUGGAUUGCUCACCCGGAUCGAAAAUCCAGUCUGCAACUCCAAAACAAACCCACAACCGCACCAAACCGCAAGCCAAACAGGGAAGACGGGUGAACGUAUAAAGACCCCGGACACCUCUUCUAAGAACGACCCCAGGAGUGAGAAGCUUUUGGAUUCUUCCUCUAUAGCAGCAGCACCAGCCGCAGCCAAGCGGGCGUGGAGCGCCGCGGAGUCCGGUUCCGACUGGGAGAGCGGCCGCUCGGAGUGCCAGUCCCCCGAGGAGCCCGGCGGCAGGGGCAGCCGCCGCUUGCGCACCGCCUUCAGCGUGGAGCAGAUCAGCACCCUGGAGAGCUCCUUCAAGCGCCACAAGUACCUGGGCUCAGCCGAGCGCCGCAAGCUGGCCGCCAAGAUGCAGCUGUCGGAAGUGCAGAUCAAGACCUGGUUCCAGAACCGGCGCAUGAAGCUGAAGCGGCAGCUGCAGGAGAUGAGGCCGGAGCCCUUCUACAGCCCCGUCCCCUUCGGAACCCGGGCCGGGACUCUGCCCCUGCACUACGUCUACCCGGCUCAGCAGCAGCUCCUGGCUCACCUCCCCAGGCAGGAGGCCGUACCCGCCAGCUUCGCCUUCCCAGCACUGCCAGCCUCUGCCCUGAGCCCCGCCAGCACGUUCCGGGGGGAGCCUGGCUUUUGGCAGGCGCCCUGCUUUGUGGGCUACAGAGACUCCAGGGCCUUCUUGCUGCCCAUUUGA
This is a messenger RNA of Terrapene triunguis (Three-toed box turtle), 843 nucleotides long. RefSeq names its product homeobox protein vex1-like. The transcript has 3 exons. The record is from RefSeq and is a predicted model, not a curated record. NCBI's taxonomy places the organism in Eukaryota, Metazoa, Chordata, Testudines, Emydidae. Gene Ontology annotation, biological process: regulation of DNA-templated transcription. Gene Ontology annotation, molecular function: DNA-binding transcription factor activity, RNA polymerase II-specific; DNA binding. The coding region runs from base 1 to 843 and encodes 280 amino acids.